Molecule: messenger RNA, 4408 nt
Organism: Podospora pseudocomata
Lineage: Eukaryota; Fungi; Ascomycota; Sordariomycetes; Sordariales; Podosporaceae
Exons: 6
Coding region: 2028-3035 (335 amino acids)
Source: RefSeq, a predicted model, not a curated record
GUGUCGUUGUUCGUUGACAUAUGAAGCGUCACGGGAACAGCAUUUUCUUUACAGACAUAAGCAACAGCAGAGCGACUGCUUGUUUAUUUCACAAUUCAUAGCUGCCAUUGUCUGCAUGACUUCACAUGCUGCUCAACCCCACCGGCCCCGCCUCUCCAAAACACCGAGAGCUCAAGCUCCUUACUGUUGCUUCUGAGCUUUGAGCUUCGCAAUCCUGGCCCGGGUCCCGUCAAUGAUCUCUUGCUCCUUAAAGAUGGAAGUUACGCUCGGGUGUACAGCGACAACUUCGGCCCAUUUGGCAAAGUUGGGAGCCUUCUCGACAAUCGAUGGCCACAGGUUGGAGGGGUAGAGAUCCGUCUUGGACAAGCUCUUGUGACGGAUGACAAAUGACCCAGUCAAAACCUGGAGAGCUGUUAGUGGACUUCCUCUACUCGCCAAAACGCCGAACUCACCUCAGCCUGUGUGAGCUUGUCACUGCCACCGAAAUAAGGGCUGGCGUCUGCAAGCAACGGCUCAACUUCCUUCACAAGGGCGGCGACGGCCUUGUCUGCGAUCUCGGCUCUCGCAGCCUCGCCCUCCGCCGUGUAGAGGGCAAACAGCUGGCUGUUGAACUUAGAGAUGAAGGCGUCUACAAAUAAUGCAACACGUGCACGGCGCAGCGCACCCUCGGGUGUGUUGGAGGGCGGCAGGAGAUGAGAUGGGUAGGCGUCCGCCAGGAAGUUCGCGACAAUGGCAGACUCGAUGAUGAUCUCGCCGUUGUAAGAGAGUGCAGGGACCAGGCCUCUCGGGUUGAUCUUCAAGUACUCUGGUGUGCGAGGGGUGUCAAGGUCGAUGAUGACUUCUUCAAAGGGAACCUUGAGCUCCUCCAAGAUGAUGUGAGCCCGGUGUGCCCAUGGGCAUCUGUGGUUGGUGUACAGGAUGAGCUUGGCGUCGGUAGAACCCAUUUUGUAUAUAUUCUGUGAUUGUUGUCUUGCUGCUGGCUGCCGGUAUCAGGGGCUCGUCGUCAAAGUAGGGUUUUGAGAGGUGGAGACGUUGGUGAUUUUGCCGAUUCUUGGUUCAAGGCGCCCAAACCACUUUUUGAAGUCAUUCGAAUUGGCGCAAAAGUCCUGGUUGCUGACAAAAGGGAACGGAUUUCGUCAUAUGGCGCUAUCGAGAACACCAUCCGGGUGACAAAUGGAGCUUGCUAAGCAUCACGCACUCGGUGCCGUUAGUGGCCGAAGCUCGGGGUGCAAAUUCCCCCGCACCUGGGAUUCAACAGCUCUUCCAUGGGCGGGGUGCUCCCGUAGAACGGGCCGCUUGGACAACCCCGUUUCCUCUUCAGUUUGACGGUGUCGGAGCCGAUGCCGACUGUUUCCAACACCCCACACCCCAUGUCGAUCGAAGCGCGUAAGCCCCACCCGGUAUUUCACUGUUUGGCCAUGCAAACGGGUUCUCGACUUUACGUUCGGUGUCUUACAGCCCGGUGGGCCAUACGGACUCAGUUACGAAUACCUCUCUCGUCACAACGAUUUGCCAGCCGCGGCACGCACCGCUCUUUCGGUCCCAUCUCGUUCCGCUUCAUAGGAUUGCUCCUACCGUGAUGGGUAGCUGGCCUUGGUUGAGAGAUAAGCUUCCUGGGGCAUAUCGGUCUGAGGCCUUUGUUGAAGUCAAGUAUACCCCUCCAAGAUACAUUCUGACAUCUGAGGACCUCACACCUACCACGACACCCAGUAUGGCCCCACUGCCCCUCGAGAUCUACCUGCUGUUGAAAUGAUGAGCUGGGAGCUUAUCGGGUUGUUGCUGGCCAGCAUACUUUUUGAGAAGCUUGAGGUUGACCAUCCGGCUAAACACCCUCGGCUACCACGGCCCGCUCGAUAUUAAGAAGCUCUCGGCGUAAAGCGACGGAAGAUGCUGCACCCGUUGCGUGAAGGGGUCCUCCCUGGCUGUGUUGAUGCCGUGUAUAUGUAAAUGACGAGGGCGCUUCUUUCUUGUUUGGAUCCAUCGGGGUAUCUUGUUGAGUAUCAAGGUCCUAGCUGCAAUUGUGAAUCAUGAAGUUCAAGUCUCAAGCCGUUCUCGCGGCUGCAGUGGCAGUGAGCAAUGUGGGCGUGGCUCAGGCUCAUGUGUUCAUCUGGGGUGUGUUCGUCAAUGGUGUGGACCAGGGGACCUUCAACGGCAUUCGCACACCAGCAUAUAACGGUCCUCCUCCGAGGGGGUACUCCAAUUCCCCAGUCAAGGACCUGAACUCCAUCGACAUGCGCUGCAAUGUUUUGGGAGACAACCAAGUCCCUCACACUAUCAAGGUGGCCCCCGGAGACAACAUCACCCUCGAUUGGCAUCACAACAAUCGCACGAUUGCGGACGACGUGAUUGACUUCAGUCACCAUGGCCCUGCGCUUGUCUAUCUCACACCUGAUCCGCCAACCGAGAACUCUUUUGUCAAGAUUUGGGAAAAGGGACUGUAUGAGCUUGGGCCAACACCUUUCUCCCCAGGAAAGUGGGCAACGACAUGGGACAUCAAGGCCAACAAUGGACUCAUGAACUUCCGUAUUCCGGCAAACUUGAAAGCUGGUUUCUAUCUGAUUCGUGCUGAGAUGGUUGGUCUCCAUGAGGCGGACGCUCGGUUUGACCAGAACUCGCGGCGUGGUGCUCAGUUCUAUCCAAACUGCGUCCAAAUCGAAGUGGUUGGUGAUGGCACCGUGGAGCUCCCGGAGGGAGUCUCCUUCCCAGGAGCCUACAAAUACGAUGAUCCAGGAGUUCAUUACAACAUUUAUUGCUCGACUGAACGCGCCCCCCUCGCCCCGUGCACCGAUGCUAGCACCUAUAAAAUCCCAGGGCCUACCGUCUGGUCGGGUGCGUGGCUCGAGACUACUCAAGUCGCUCUGGGUCCAGUCACCGGACCAACAACUGCAACACGUUGGAGCAGUUGGAUCCAACAAUCCGUAGUUACGACGGCGACUUAUGACCAAGCCGGCUCGCCGGUUCCCGUCGCCACAUCGCGAUACACGGCUUCUUGGUCACUGGCGUAUGCUGCACCAACAGCGUCACCAGCUCUUUAGUGGCAAUGAUGGUGGCUUACUGCGUCGAAGGCGUGUCUGAUAACCAGGGAUAGCGAAAACCGGUUCAGGGGCAGUGAGAAGGGAACCUUGGAGCAGAACCAGACGCAGGGGAUGUUAUUCGUUGUCUCUGCGGCAUUUCUGAGACAAAUUCGUUCACGAGUCGUUAGCUUCAGAGCCAAUCGGUCUCCAGUGUGCAAAUUUCGCAGUGGAAGCUGCUUACCGUUGUAGAUUCCGGUGGUUCAGGAGCCACUUCUUGACCACAACAUGAAGCUAAUCUCUCUGAUGGCUGUCAGCUGUUGAGCCGACCCCGUCCCAAGUAAGAGCUCUUAAAUAUGCUGCGGCUUCGACCACAUUCUAUUAUUGAGCCCUGCACCUUGCCGUCACUGGAAGAGAACCCUCAUUUUUGGCACAACAGCAGCACCUUUUGCCCGUCACCACGACCAUGAAUGCCCCUGUCAGAUAUCUUUCGUCAGAAGCGGUCAACUUCGCACGUGCGAUAGAUUUAACUCGGUCUCAACGCCUGACAUUGUUCAUAACCCGCGCCGCUCCUCUUUUCUUGUUUCUCGGCUUAUGGGCUAUAGCUUUGGUUUACCUGGCGUCUUUCGACGCACAACCUCCGGAAUCAGUCAAAGACGCACCUUUGUCUUCUACUACACAGAAAGGACGCGAAGAAGGGAGGGCAAUUCGAGCUUGUAAACUCUCAAGAAUUCCGAUGCCAACGCCAGGCUAUAAGCUCGACUCGGCUGCCACCCGCUAGUCAUAGCGCUCAUCCUUUUCUCGAGUCAAGAAAACAUGGCAGCGGGAAUACCACACGCCUCCUCGGAGCAAUGGGAUGCCCAUCAAAGUCGCAUUCAAGUCAACCAUCGCCCACGCCCAACCCACGAAGUUGAUACUUGGGGGCAACACCAAUCAGAGUCGAGAGCCACACACCACCACCAGAGCAUUGUGCAGGAUGGGAUCGAGAAGUGGAGGGGCGGGACAACCACAUCUGGUUUUAUGGUCAGCAAGGUCUUAAGUAGCAUAUGUAAUACCACAUUCUACACAGGAAUCACACCCUCUCGCUCAUUUCUGAUGCAUGCCAAGGUGGAGGUCAGAGUGUCCCAUGCACUCCCCAGUCUCUCUGAGAGCUAUCCUUCAAGGUUCGCAGACAUGUUGUUGCUCUUUGAUGGUUCGUCAGCGCCAUUGGCUUGGGGGACUUGCAGUGGGUGAAAGUUGCGAGUCAUGGGCAUACAUAGGCCUGGGUUCCACCCAGGAUUAUCGUAAUCCAAUCGGAACCAUCCUCGUCGGGUAUGGUGUAGCGGUAACAUCGUUGACUCUCACUUCUCAGAAGUGUCUGUUCUCUCAACAGCCCCGGGUUCGACUCCCGGUAUCCG